Molecule: messenger RNA, 10321 nt
Organism: Pungitius pungitius (ninespine stickleback)
Lineage: Eukaryota; Metazoa; Chordata; Actinopteri; Perciformes; Gasterosteidae
Product: junctophilin-1-like
Exons: 7
Coding region: 253-2280 (675 amino acids)
Cellular component (GO): junctional membrane complex; sarcoplasmic reticulum; endoplasmic reticulum membrane
Source: RefSeq, a predicted model, not a curated record
UGGGUGGUAGAGUCUUCCAGCUCUCAGCAGUGGAACGACUCCGCCAGCCGUGGCGGCCGCCUCUCACCCUCCCACGUCCCGCUCUCAGUUACCGUCACUGCGCUGCUGAUGCACCGAGCCGCCAUCACUCCCCGUCCACCUCCGCCGGGAGCUCCUCUUCUCACCAGGACUUCCCUGUCAUCAUAACCGCGCACCUGAGAACAAGUCGCACACUCACAAUAAGCCACGCAGUAGUACUUUUUACCUUUCUGAAUGACGGGCGGGCGGUUCGACUUUGAUGAUGGUGGCACCUACUGCGGAGGAUGGGAGGAAGGCAAAGCCCACGGCCAGGGUGUGUGCACCGGACCCAAGGGCCAGGGCGAGUACUCGGGCUCCUGGUCCAACGGGUUCGAGGUGGUCGGGGUUUACACCUGGCCCAGUGGGAACAUUUAUCAGGGCUACUGGUCGCAAGGGAAACGCCACGGACUGGGCGUAGAAACCAAGGGAAGGUGGAUAUACCGGGGAGAGUGGACCCACGGGUUCAAGGGCCGGUACGGAGUCCGGCAGAGCCUGAACACACCGGCCAGGUACGAGGGGACCUGGAGUAACGGACUGCAGGACGGAUACGGCGUGGAGACGUACGGUGAUGGAGGUACAUACCAAGGUCAGUGGACUGGGGGAAUGCGUCAUGGCUAUGGCGUGCGUCAAAGUGUUCCAUACGGUAUGGCCUCCGUCAUCCGUUCACCUUUACGCACCUCGCUGUCUUCCCUCCGCAGCGAGCAGAGUAACGGUACCGUACUGCGUGACAGCCUGUCCGACAGCCCUGCUGGUACACGCGGUGGCUUUGUACUCAACUUCCACUCAGAAGGGGACUGUUCAGAGAAGAAGAAAGGUCUUUUCCGUCGGGGGUCCCUCUUUGGGAGCCUCCAGCGAUUGCGCAAGUCUGACUCACGCUCGUCCAUUUCCAGUAAGCGCAGCUCAGCGCACAGUGACACCAAUAUGAGCCGCAUCAGUUCAAGCGAUGCCAACUCCACCAUCAGCUUUGGAGACGGUGACCCUGGCGAUGACUACCUGCCUCUUGAGGACAACGUGGACGCCACCACCACAGAGUCCUACAUGGGCGAGUGGAAGAACGACAAGCGCAGCGGCUUCGGUGUCUCUGAACGCUCCAAUGGCAUGAAGUACGAAGGGGAGUGGCUGAACAAUAAGCGACAGGGCUACGGCUGCACCAUCUUCCCCGAUGGUACCAAGGAAGAAGGGAAGUACAAGAAUAACGCUCUGUCCCGGGGUAUCAGGAAGCAGCUGAUCCCGCUGAGGAACACCAAAACCAAACAGAAGGUGGACCGAGCCAUCGAGGGAGCGGUGAGAGCAGCAGCCAUUGCUAGAACCAAAGUAGAAAUAGCCAUCUCCAGGACGUCCCAUGCCCGGGCCAAAGCAGAAGCUGCCGACCAGUCGGCCCAGUCAGCCAGUCAGGACUCUGAAAUCGCCAGAGCUGUGGCCAGAGAACUCUCCCCGGGCUUCCACCAGCCAGGCCCUGACUACAUCCGGCAGAAGUAUAAUGAGCCAGUAGAGGUGAAAGAGGUUGCUGUGGAGGAGAAAAAAGAGAAAUCUCCAUCAGGGAGCCCUCAUUUCUACCGGAAAGGCACAACACCCAACCACUCUCCAUCUCCCAGCCCCACUGCUUCACCCACUGUUGUUAAAAAUAGCAGAAAAACUGAAGCUGCGGUCGCACCAUCAAAGCCUGCUGGGAAAGAGAACAAAGCCCCGGCAGCUGAGUCUUUGACAGCAGGGAUAACAAAAGCAGCAUCCAAACUUUCUCUCAGACAGGAAGUGAGGCUACAGGAGGCUCCGCCUCCGGUCAAACCAGCUGUGACUGCGACAAUCAGUAGUUACCCCAGCAAUGGACAGAUUCACUCCCAGUACCACGGUUAUUAUGUCAAAGCAGAUGUCAAGAUUCCGCCACCUGAGGAUGCGAUUGGUGUGGAGGAUGAGCUUCACCCAUCAAGCCUGGCGCGUUUGCCGCCACCUACCAAACAGAUUUGGGCACCCGCAGCAAAAUCCCUCCCCCCCUCCGGCCCUUCACCUGUCCCACUAAAAGAGGCCACCAAAGCACCAGAGCCUCCCAAGCCAAAAAGACAGGAAUCAAGCAAACCCAAGAGCCUCUCAGAAACCAAGAAAGCGAGUAUGGAAACAGCUGAUGAAAUAGUUGAGGAGGAGUCGGGCCCGAACUCGAUCUUGGUGGCCCUAGUGAUGCUGUUAAACGUAGGUCUUGCAAUCAUUUUUGUCCAUUUCCUCACCUGACCAAAUCUGAUCUCAGUGGACUCAUCCAAACUAGUCGCCCAAGUCACUAACUCUCAAUCAGCCGAAGGGGUCUUUUAAGAAAAUGGUUCCCUUCAGAAUGGCGGACACAGGCAAAAUGAAGGACUGAAAAUAGCCGAGUGAAGGUAGAGAAGAGGGGAGGGGGGGCACAAGGAGAACUGCGAGAGGAAAAAGCAGAGAGAGAGAAAGAUGAAACCCCUCCAGCUCCCCCCUCCCCCCUCCCCCCCUCUGGAUGGACUGAAAGAUGCCCAAGUCCAACUUGAUUGGACUGGCGAUGAUUUGUGACUCCACUUAAGAGUGCAGUGAAAGCUGAAAUAAGCAGUCGCCGGUGUGGAAAUGGGCCGCCUUCCCCCGGAGCCCCAACUACGGAUGCUCGACCAGGCUUGGAAGCAACAGGAGGCCUGGAGAGUGAACUGACUGAGUGUGAGGCCUGGCACCUCCGCUGCCUGGGCUUGUCUGGAGCUCCGUUUUCAUCCGACUGUUCAGCAGAUUUGGUCAUUUUUGAAAUGCUGCAAUAAAAAGUUUGUGUGUUGUCCAGCUGAGUUGAAGAUAAUUUGUUUCCUAAAUGAUCCACCUGAGGAACAGAGAGCCUUUACCGUGUUGCCUUUGUUGGUCACAUGCCAUGAGCUACCAGUCAGAUGCAUCCCAUUUGAAUGGACAAUAUAUAACGACACAUUGGCAGGCUGCAGUAAUAAGUGAGCCCAUCUUGAACUGUACAACACUUAAAUUGAUCUUGAACAAGGGCUUGCGUUACUUAGUCUAUCAACUCCUUUCUGCUGCCAUCUGUUGCAUAACGUGUUGAUUAAGAAACUAGGUUUGCUUCAAGCGAUAAUGAAGAUGGUUUUGGAAUGGCAGAUGACCUUUCGUUGAAUUUGGAUCUAUUAAUACUAAACUCUCUUACAUAAAAAUUCACACACAACUAUUUGGAUGGAAACCAAGCUUGUGCAUAUGUCAGUGUAUCUGACACACAUGUCUGCUUGUGUGUGUGUGUGUGUGUGGGUGGACGGUGUACUGGAUAUGUUCAGAGAUGCACUUUGAGCUGAUGGAAGCCAACAGCUGCCUUACUAUUUCACGGAGUGACGUGGCGGUGGGUGAAAAGGGCCCAGGCAGGAAUGUGAGGCGCUCGGCUGAUUCUCUGCCAUGUCCUGGGAGAGUGGCUCUAUUUCUAUCAGUCUGUCUAUCGAUCCGUUUGGAUCUGUUUCUGUGGGUCUUAGUGUCUUCCUGUUUGAUGCUACAUCAGGUGUUCAUUUGUUCACGACAUUUGCAAAGCACAGCCUCGUAGUCUAACGACCGAAUGUCUUUUAAUUGCUUUUGACAUGGCUUUCACUUUCGAAAGUUUGUGUUGAACUAUGUUUCUAUAUUUUCAAGGUUUCAUAAGUCCUCAUUACCGUUUAACAAUGGCGUAUGGAGCAUGAUUAAAUUAAAUUCAUUUUAUUUUGUAUAUUUCCCAACAGACAAAACAAUCACAAAUUACAAAUUAUCCUCAGAGAGCUUUAGUCUGUACAACGUCCUUUAUCUCGAAACCUUGAUAUCGGCACAGCAAUAUCUCCCCCAUAAUGAAAAAAAACCCUAUGACAGGUAUAACUGUAUGAUAUCUGUAUAUAACAUCAGAUUAAUACAUUUAGAUACACUUGUUUAAACUAUUUGAACAUCUCCUGAAGCUCAACUCUUUGACGCUGUUUCUGGUAUUUUUUUUGUCGAUCACUUAAAAGAGUUAAUGUUAGUAAUGUUAAUUCAUACAUGUCAACAAAUCUACAUGUCAAAUCUCAUGAAUUUAUAAAACGAUGUACAUGUCUAACUACUGUAGGAAAGUAAAUUUGAUGAGGGAAAGUAAUAAGACUCAUUUGGGCGACGGGUCGGGCAAUGCUUGUAAGCGCUUUUUAUGAACCAUUUGGAGGUGUUGAAGCGGUAUAUCUUGAUGUGAAAGGGUGGAAUUGGGUUGAUGGAUAUGUUGACAGCGUGUAUGGUAAUUUUAGCAACUCUUUAACCACUAUUUAAUCUUUGCAAAAAACAAAUGUUUACCAUGAUGAUGGAAGUCUGGCCGGGUCCUUUUACCGACUCUGCUUAAGAAAAUGUAAACUUUCAUAAUUAAAACAGUGUUUGGCUUGAAACGUAAGGAGCUAACGCUUACUUUAACACUGUUAAAUUACCUGAAAUCAUUCCACAAUAAUUUGUAUUAAUAGUUUUACUGGAUAGUUAGGUCAGAAUUAAUAAUUGUGUAAGAAUACACUUUUAAAACCAUUUAAAAACCUUUAAACCGUUUGAUAUUUGAACAGGAUAUUCCACUAUUCUGCUAGCAUAAAGUUAAUGCCACUCAUAAACUGCAGGUUGUGCUCUUUAAUCACAAGGAUGUCAUUUAAUACAUUCAAUCAUGACCAUUGUAUCGGUUCAUUGCCACACAACUUCCACCCAGGUAAACAAUACAAACUUGAUAUUUCAAUAUACAGUGAUAGAGUUACCUUGAUUGGUUAGGUAGACUUAACCGUACAAGUCUGCAAAGGCUAUGCUAACGUAAGCACAACAACAGAGGAAUAGAAUGCCAAAAACCCAACAUAAUCAUUUAAGCUAAUGUUAAUGUUAGUUUGCUAACAAAAUGAGCAUAGCUAGCUAGCUAAUCUGGUCAAAUUUAUGAUACCUACAUUUUGAACAUACAGUUAUAAUAAUAAUAAUAUUAAUAAUUUACCUUGGUGUUACUGGUGGAGGUUGUGUGGCUUGUUCGGAGUCAAACUUUUACAUACUUUUACAUCCUGAUGACGGAAAUACAAUAAAGAAUGUACAUAGUGAAUUUAAUACUUAAAUAAAGUGACUUAAAGUGUAUUGCUGUAUGUGUCCUACACCAUCCAGUGACACUUCACCUGGGGGCUAUUGCACAAAAGUAGAAUAAAGAUAUCCAGGAUAACUGAAAAAGCGCAGCUUGAUUUAGUGAGAUCCGCUCGUCGCGGCUUAAUCGGUUGCAGAUUUGCUGACGUAGACGCGUGCAGCAUAGCAGCAACUAAUCAUGGAAAUUGAAGCAUAUAUUAUGCAAAAAAGGAAAUACGGAUGCUCAAACGGAGAGAAAAGGCCUGGCGGACAAUCGCAGACCGACUGAAUGCUUUAGAGUUAAAAAAGAUCUGCUUAGUAGGGAAGUUGUACACUUUUUAAUUGCUUUUAAUAUGCUGGUUUUAGUGCUGCAUCUGUGUUUCUGUGCUAAAUGUGCUGGUUUUACUGUAAAGCAGUGGUCCCCAAACUAAGGCCCGCGGGCCGGAUACCACAUUUGGCCCGGCCCCUUGAACAAUACCAGGGGGGCAUUAUGAUUUUUUUUUCAGUCUGGCCACUCUAAUCCUAGACUAGCCCCUGUGAAGUAGAAGGGAAUAAUGGAGAAUAGGUUGAUUCAGAAUGCAGGUAUUUAACCUGCAGGGGUCAAACCAUUAUUUGUUUGUUCAAUGCUCUCAUCGGUCAAGAGGCGGUGGCGGUUAUUAUUUAUUUCAUUUUUUUCUGUAAAGAUCCCAGAGAAGAUUAUUUGGUUAUUUAUUUCAUUAAGUGAUUUUAUUUAUUUUCAUGACUUUUUUUUUGUGAAGAUACUGAAUUAUUAAUAUUUGGUUGUAUGUGGCUUUUUGGAAAACAAUAGUUAACAUUUAGGCACCCACUGCAAUCGUCACACUUUUUCUGACCCCGGCCCCCCCAGAGAAGGGAAAAUUAUCUGGCCCUCACAGGAACAAGUUUGGGGACCCCUGCUGUAAAGUGUCUUUGAAUAGUCUACCAUGUUAAGCACUAUACAAAUAAAAUGUAUUAUUUACCCUACUUUACCUUAAAAGUGAGCAGAGUGAGGGAAUGUUCCUCUAGAAAAUUUACCCUAAAGACUAGGCCUAAUUUCAAACCAUUAUUGAUGUGAGAAUAUGUUUUACAACCAUAUGCACAAAUCUCUAUAAGCUCUGUCUAAUUCUAAAUAUAUUUUUACAAUACAUGUUCAUACAGAACAAACAUGACUGGACAAAAAUAUCCUGGCAACCAGCUAAGAUUAAAUUUGAAAACAUUUAGCAGGCUGGUAAGUUUGCAAAUGGUAUGUAGAAAUUACUUACAACAUGCCUGCUCAUAUAUUUUAUCUAAACUUUUUUUAAAUCUAAUUCAUGUUACCUGCAACCUUGUGGGAAUCCAGGAUUAAUCUAAGCCUGGCUGUUAGCCUGCUCCAGUUGUAAAGAAUGAAUCUCCAUGCUUGUUUGGCUGGGUUUAAUUCAACCUGCUUUCGUGUAACCAAGUCAAAGCUAAAUUCAUACCAAGAUAACUUGGAUAUCCCGGCUUAAUCCCUUAUCCUGUUGUCAUGCAAUCGCCCCCUGGGGGGUAUUGCACAAAAGUAGAAUAAAGAAACCGGGGCUAAGUGAUAAAGCGCCGCUUGACUUAGUGUGACCUGCUCGUCGCGCCUUAAUCGGUUGCACGUUUGCCGAGUCGCGCUGAGAAGGAGGCGCUGAGUCGAUCCAGGUGCACAUAUCUGGAUAAGUGCACGUCCACGGCUUUCUUAAGUAGACCACGCUAUCGAUCACAGAUUUACUGAUGCAGAAAUGGAGAAGACGCCGCGCGCAGCAUAUUUCUCGCCCACGAGUACCUUUUUUUCUUUUUCUGGAGUUGGAAUCCGUUAUUUGUGCAGACUGCUGGCUCUAAAGCCUGCUCUCACUAUCCCACAGAUGGUCUGUGUGGCAUUGCGCUUUUUGGCAAAGCGGCAUGUUUUAUAUGCCGUGGGAGAUGCCGAAACUGUAAAUAAAUGCACUCUUUGCCGUACAACAGCUAAAGGGUCUGAUCUGUCCCCAAACACCCUCUCACGUCUGAAAGCACGUCUUAAUAUCAGAGCUUCUUCAUCCAAUAGUUGAGUUAAAAACCAAACUGGUGACAGCACUAGUGACAAGUGAUUAAUAAAAAUAAAUCAGAACGCAUUCAGAAAACAUCGGAAUAACUGUUAAACCCGUUUGUUUCGGGGCAAAGCGGAAGCUGAUUUAACACAUGAGGCUGCAGGAUUCAUCUUAGCCUGCCUCUUAGCCUGGUCUGGAGCAGGCUAGCUUCAAAGAAUAAAUCGCCAUGGUUACUUGGCCGGGUUUAAUUCAACCUGCUUUCGUGCAACCAAGUCGGAGUUAAAUUCCUCCAGGAUAACCUGGAUAGCCCGACUUAAUCCCUUAUCCGGGUUUUGUGCAAUAGCUCUCUGGUGUCGGUAACAGGAGACACAAACACCCUGGAUCAACACGAGAACAUAAUGAAUAUAAUGCUUGCUGAUGCUUUUUCUUUUUUCAAACCAUAUUUGAUUAUAUAUUGGAAAAUUCAACCUUGUCAUGUAAAACAACUGCUGUCUAAUGCUUCACUUCAGGCCGUCCAAGUUUUUUGGACUUUUGGACUAUCCUAGGAAAGGCAAAGCUGUUAGAAAUGUUUGUUUUGAAGUACCAUUGUAGUCAUUAUAUUUUUGUAUUGUUAUUAUUAUUGCUAAACUAGCAGUUAAUGACUUUACUUUUCAGGUAAAUCAUAUUUAUUAAUGCUGAGGUGAUAAUAAAGAUUUCUCUCUUUUUUUGUCUCCACAAAAAACAGUUUGAAAAGAUGAUGUAUGUUGUUGCCUUUGUCACUUUUAACACAAAGCUAAAUAUAUAUAUUAUCACUUUAAUGCUUUUUUUCACAACAUAUUAAUAAUAAAUAAGCUUUAACCAAUACAAUACAAUGCUGAUUAAGGUAAAUAUUAUUGAUUUGGUUAAUCUCUUGUAUUUAGUUUCUUGAGGCAGUGUUGUCUGUACUUUAAAUUUGUGCAUGGGUUGGAUGGUGUUGAUAACUUGCCUUGUUUGAAAUAACUGCCGUGAUAUUGUCUUAUUGUCGGUAUUGGGAUACUAACUGAAACAUAGACAGUAGUCUGCAGAAAUGCAUGAUUCCAUAUCAAAUAUAGCAGAUUAUUUGCAUGAAAGGUUUUAACUCUUGAUUAAGUUUACGCUGGGCGAAGAAAAACAUUGUCUUAUAUCUAUCUCCACCCUUAAUGCUGGAAUGCUGGAUACGUCACUUAUUUUUCUCAUGAUGUGGUUGUGAUGCAUAGCUUACUAUGCAGAUAUUUUGUUGUUAGUUUGGAUGUUGGAGUAAAUUAUUUGAAUAAAGUAUUCAGUGGAUUUCAGAAGCUAAAGUCGGUAUACCAAUAAGGCUUCAAAAUGGAUUUUAUACUAAUAACUUAGUAAUCUUCACGCAUACAGUCUCUGAAAAUAUAUGUUCAACUUUGGGUCUACAAAACAAUGUGUUGGGCAACAGAAGUAGGUACGGGUUAAGAAAAGGUUAUGGCGUGGGUUGGGAUAAGAAUGUUUCUUACAUACAAUCUGUAUAUUUGUGAUGGAACCAGUUAGUAGGUAAAGAUUGACAUGGUCAAAGUGUGUCUGGAGAAUGACAAAGAUCAGUUUCAGGCGACAGAAAGCCUGCUGUGUCUCAUGCAACGAGUGCUUCUGUGCAUUUGUAUCAUACUAGCAUACUGUCUCUCUGGCAGUCAUUCAGGAAUUCGUUGGAAUAUACAGUACAAUAUUAGUAUGGAACCUUUUUGAAUAUGUAAACAGGCCGAUCUACGUCAGGCUGGACCCAUUUUUAAAUUAGGUUUUAAAUAUCAUGUGGUAUUCACACAAGCAAUAGCCAGGCAGUACUACUACGUACAUACUACGUUUUUUCACAUGAAGGUGACCAUGAAAGCCAUGAAUUGUGAAGGAGCAUCAAUAUUAUUAUUACUUUCUAAUUAAAUUUAUCAUGAAAAAAUACAUUUUUGUGUUGUUGAAUAGGGUUAUAGCUACAUUAUAUAUAUAUAUAUAUAUAUAUAUAUAUAUAUAUAUAUAUAGGUGAAAUGAGUAAUAAUUGUUAAAGCCAACAGUUCACAUGCAGCGGUAGGAAAGUCUCCAAAAUUGUAAAAUACUGUGGCUUGCAUCCCUCCCCUCUAGGCUCUGGUUUGCAUGCGUCCACAGGAAAAUACUCUCUUUUGAAAGAUCAUAAUUUUGGUUUAAAACUACCAACUACUAUUUGGCUCAGCAUUAUGGCCUUGGUCCGGAGCACCGUUAGCGCCCAGGCGGCAGGUCAAGCUGGCCGGGUGUAGAGCUCCUUGUGGCUGCAGGUAGUGAAGUGCUAAAGGAGGAAUAUUUAUAACUAUAUAGAUGUACUCAUGUAUGUGAAGGCAUACAUAUUAUUCCCCGGCAAUCCCCUCACAAUUCAUGCCAGACACUUCCAACGUCUGACCACUGGGUCUCUGACAUCAAGUCUGUACUUGAUGACCUGAUCUAAAAACUGCAUUAGACACACCUUCCAGCAAAGGCAUUUAAAAGUAUCAAAACAUCCAGCAUUGUGUUUAACCUCAUGCUAAACUCAUGGUUGCCACUACAAACAACCAAUGAUAUGCAGUGUUAAGGCCUUCUCGUGAGCAGCCAGUGUUUCCUCUUGUCACUGUGGCAGCAUGCACACAUCAAACAGACCAUGUUUUAAUGCAUUGCUAUAUUCAGCCCGCUCCUGUUUGGGCUUUCAUUUGCUAACCUCUGAAGAAGAAGACCUGGCGAAGGCGAAGGUGAUUUUGCUAUGAACUUUUGAUUGCUUUCUUUGGAAUGUGGGUGUUCCGAUUCAAGGAGAGAAACACUAACAACCUGCUCUACUCUGGUGUGGUAGUAAGAGGAAAGGAGGCUGUUGUUAUAGAACCAUGAAAGAGACAAUUGGAAUGAUGAAAUGGUUUUUAUUGAGGAGAACUGGGAAGUGGAGGUGAGAGAAACUUGGAUGAAUCUGGAAUGUUUUUGUGCUGUAAAGUAUAAUUUGAUCAUUCAUUUAAGGAGAGCAGGCCUGUGAUAAAUCUGAGUAACCUUUAAUUCGCAUAUAUCUAUGUUCCACCAAGCCUUUUUUUCUAAAACUGUCGUUGAAUGUAUUUUGAAUAUUUGCCUUGGUUGCUGAAUGCAAUGAACAACCUCGGCUGUUACUGGUGAUGCAUGUUGUUAUGCGUUAUGUUUCAUAACAACAUUUGUUUGUUUUUUGGCAGUUGUUUCUAUGGCGAUCAAUUAAAAAGCGGGUAUAGAUUCGA